Paramecium sonneborni is the source of this 2152-nucleotide messenger RNA. The record is from the annotation of a GenBank genome assembly. Lineage: Eukaryota; Ciliophora; Oligohymenophorea; Peniculida; Parameciidae.
CAAAAUAACAUGGACAUUCAAAAUAUUAUGUAAUAAUUGGGAGGAGCUUAAGCUAUUAAUCCUGAAGCAUCUAUUCCUGAUACAGCAGAAUAAGUCACUAUUAGUGCUCUUGCAUUAAUCAAAAUGCUUAAAGUACAAUUUCUAAGUUAAUAAUUCUUAUAGCAUGCCAGAGCAGGCAUUCCUUUUGAAGUUAUGGGUCUAUUAUUAGGAGACAUAGUAGAUGAUUAUCACAUUAGAGUUUAUGAUGUUUUUUCAAUGCCUUAAACUGCAAGUAGUGUUUCCGUAGAAUCUGUGGAUCCAAUUUUUUAAUAAAAGAUGGUUGAGCUUCUAAACUUAACAGGAAGAAUGGAAAAUUGUAUUGGUUGGUAUCACUCACAUCCCUCAUAUGGAUGUUGGCUUUCUAGUGGUAUUUAUUAAUUUCUCAUUAUUUGAAAGUUGACAUUAAUACUCAAUAAUCAUAUGAAUAAUUAAAUAAAAAAUCAAUUGCUGUUGUUAUUGAUCCAAUACAAUCAGUCAGAGGAAAAGUAGUUAUUGAUGCAUUCAGAUUAAUACCUUAAUAAAAUAUGCUUAGUUAAUCAGAACCAAGAUAAACUACAUCUAAUACAGGACAUUUAUAAAAACCUGGAUUAGAAGCUUUGUUAAGAGGAUUAAAUAGAUAUUAUUACUCUAUUAAUAUUAAAUUUAAAUGUAAUGAUUUAGAAUAGAAGAUGCUCUAAAAUUUAUAUAAAAAUAGUUGGACUGAAGGUUUAAAGUAAUUAUUCAAUAAUAUAUUAUUAUUAGAUGUAACUCUGCUAAUGAAAAUAGCANACCUAUAUAUUUCUUUUCGAAUUCUCCUGUCAAAUGUCUUCUAACAAAUGUUGUCUUUCCAACUGCUCCAUCACCUACUACAACUAAUUUGAAUUCUGCAGCAACUUAAACAGGUUAUUAUUAUGCCAUGUUUACACUAAAAAUUUACUUAUUUAAAUAAAAAAAUUAUUAUUUUUUUUCACACAUUUAAAUAAAAAUCAAUCCAAUCAUUUUUCAAUGUUUUAGAAUUUAAAUUUUUAAAUUAUUAAUUAUAAUAAAAUAAUCAACCUCGGUAUUAAUUUUAUUUUAUUUUUCAUUCAAAAUAACAUGGACAUUCAAAAUAUUAUGUAAUAAUUGGGAGGAGCUUAAGCUAUUAAUCCUGAAGCAUCUAUUCCUGAUACAGCAGAAUAAGUCACUAUUAGUGCUCUUGCAUUAAUCAAAAUGCUUAAAGUACAAUUUCUAAGUUAAUAAUUCUUAUAGCAUGCCAGAGCAGGCAUUCCUUUUGAAGUUAUGGGUCUAUUAUUAGGAGACAUAGUAGAUGAUUAUCACAUUAGAGUUUAUGAUGUUUUUUCAAUGCCUUAAACUGCAAGUAGUGUUUCCGUAGAAUCUGUGGAUCCAAUUUUUUAAUAAAAGAUGGUUGAGCUUCUAAACUUAACAGGAAGAAUGGAAAAUUGUAUUGGUUGGUAUCACUCACAUCCCUCAUAUGGAUGUUGGCUUUCUAGUGGUAUUUAUUAAUUUCUCAUUAUUUGAAAGUUGACAUUAAUACUCAAUAAUCAUAUGAAUAAUUAAAUAAAAAAUCAAUUGCUGUUGUUAUUGAUCCAAUACAAUCAGUCAGAGGAAAAGUAGUUAUUGAUGCAUUCAGAUUAAUACCUUAAUAAAAUAUGCUUAGUUAAUCAGAACCAAGAUAAACUACAUCUAAUACAGGACAUUUAUAAAAACCUGGAUUAGAAGCUUUGUUAAGAGGAUUAAAUAGAUAUUAUUACUCUAUUAAUAUUAAAUUUAAAUGUAAUGAUUUAGAAUAGAAGAUGCUCUAAAAUUUAUAUAAAAAUAGUUGGACUGAAGGUUUAAAGUAAUUAUUCAAUAAUAUAUUAUUAUUAGAUGUAACUCUGCUAAUGAAAAUAGCAAAAGAAAUGAAUUCUGUGUUGAAGAUAUGUCUAAAUUAGCUCUAGAAUAUUAAAAAUUGAUUGGUAUUAAUUUUUAAUUUAAUUAUAAAGAUGAUGAAUCAAAAAAAGGAGAAUAAGAAACUAAGAUUAAAAAUACAGGUAAAAAAGAUCCAAAGAGACAUCUUGGUUUAAAAGUAGAUGAACUACUUGAUGAAAAUUUAAAUGCUAUAUUAGGAAGGAUGAUGGCUACAAAAGCCUUUUGA